AUGGCCAAGAAUAAUCUCACUACAGUAAACGAGUUCAUUCUCAUGGGCUUUACUGACUACACCAAGUUGGAGAUUCCCCUGUUUCUGAUGUUUCUGAGUUUCUAUCUGGUCACGCUUCUGGGGAAUGUGGGGAUGAUCAUUCUGAUCCAAGUGGAUGUGCAACUCCAGACUCCAAUGUACUUCUUCCUGAGACACCUCUCCCUGCUGGAUGCCUGCUACACCUCCGUCAUCAUCCCUCAGAUCCUGGCCACAUUGGCCAAAGGGAAGAUGGUCAUCUCCUAUAGCCAAUGUGCUGCCCAGUUCCUUUUCUUCACUGUUUGUGCAGCUACUGAGUGUUUCCUGCUGGCAGUGAUGGCCUAUGACCGCUACGUAGCUAUUAGCAAGCCACUGCUCUACCCUGUGGCCAUGAACCCCAGAGUCUGCUGGAGUUUGGUGGUGGGAGCCUAUGUCUGUGGGAUGUCAGGGGCCAUCCUGCGUACCUCAUGCACCUUCACCCUCUCUUCAGGUGGCAGGGCCAAGACUUUCUCCACAUGUGCCUCUCACCUCACUGCUGUGGCCCUUUUCUUUGGGACCCUCAUAUUCAUGUACCUGCGGAGCAGCUCAGGCAAAUCCCCAGAGGAAGACAAGGUGGUGUCUGUCUUCUACACUGUGGUCAUCCCCAUGCUGAACCCUCUGAUCUACAGCCUGAGAAACAAGGAUGUGAAAGCGGCUUUCAAAAAGAUCACUGGUAGAUGCCAGGGGUCCCAGAGCAAGUAG
This is a messenger RNA of Ceratotherium simum simum (southern white rhinoceros), 756 nucleotides long. The record is from RefSeq and is a predicted model, not a curated record. Lineage: Eukaryota; Metazoa; Chordata; Mammalia; Perissodactyla; Rhinocerotidae.